UCGAUGUGCGUGGACGUUGGAACGUUGUCUCCAGCUAAAAACGUGGCAUGGUGACAUACCGCGCGUAGAGUGUUACAAGUGUGUUUCACAACAUAACUCAGUGUGACUCGAAGUGAUGAGAUGCACGAGAGCGAGAGGAAUCGUGCGCGUCCUGUGAGAAGAUUUCCAUGAGAGAGUAGAGGAGUCGUGCCGGAUCUUCGUUAGCCGUUGCCGUUGCAGGCUGGUCGAGGCAGGUCCUUGCGAUUGCAUUACGUUCAGAACAUCUCUGACGCUGAUAAAUGAUAAGUGGAAAAUGAGUGAAGCUGUCGUGACCCGCCAGCGUUGAUAUUUUAUGUGCGGAAUUUUGUGGAUACACCACUCGAAAAGUGGAUGCCUUCCUGGUAAGACACCAAGGAGAAGAAAAAUUAAUAUGUUUAGCUGACAAAAAAAAAUAAUACACAAAAGCCGUUGUGAAGUGUUGCUCACGUGGCGGUACAUGAGAGUAACGGAAACGGAAAAUUGCUACUUGUGGCAAAGUGAUGUGAGAAUUUCAACGUAAAUCUAAAAAAAAAGGAUCUGUGCACUUGAAAGGGCCAACCAGACCCCGAAGAAUAACGAGUGAAGUGCAAGCAAUUUGGCGCUCGGUAAUUAUGAAUUGGAAAAAGAUAAAAAAGCUGAGCCUUUUCCGAGCGAUAAUUAGUGAGCAUUAAAAAUUGUGCAAAACGAGUGUUUGAGUGGGGAAAUCAAAAGCGAGCAAAACGACACCUACAAGCAAGGAAAAAAGGAAAAAACCACCCGACGGCGGAAAGUGUAACUGAACGCGCAAAAAAAAGAAAGAAAAGAAGAACACGUGAACCAGUUGGAUUUACCAAAAAGGAGCAGCAUCGAAUAAAUCACUCGCAAUGACAACGAUUGUGAAAGGAUAAAAGAACAAAAAUUUAACGUUGCCAUAUGCUGUCGCCGUUUUAAGCUGAUUAGUAUGUAAAGACAACUGACAAAAUUGUGAAGUGACUCGCAUACAUACGUGUACCACAGGAUCUGGAAAGUAUACUUGAAGAAGUAGCAGAUGGAAAAAUGAAAACAGCCCCAUGAUCCUUGUGUUCCUCCAAACGGCGGCUUUGGUGGGGUGUUUAUGAUGUAAAGAUAAGCAAGAAAAACGAACCGAGAUCGAACAGAUAAGACAAGUCGCGAACGCAAAUGGAACACUUCUCCGGUUGAAACUGCAAACAAGGCAAAUUAAAUUUCUCAAAAUUAUUGGAUCAAACAGUUUGUGCUCAAAUUUUGCUCGCUCAAUAGUAUUAAAGCAUUAAUAGUCUGUUUCGUAACGCGUGUGUGUUCAAUGUGAAAAGAUCGCGAGAUAACUACACGAAAAUCAGACUCGAUACGUUUCGCGUUGACUAUAAACUAGCUGCUCUAUGGUGAAUGUUCAUCGCGACAAUUUGAACAGUAAAAGCUGCUUUGCUACGUUGACAUAAAUUCUCGGUCUCAUUCACACAUACAAUCACACGCACACAUGCAAACAAACAGGUGUGCGGGUGGAAAACAUGUUGUGGGCGAACUUCGGCACAAAUUUAUGGUGAUGUGAAGCAUUUAAAAGAAAAUGUGAUGCUAAUUGAAUUUAUGAAAAUUAAUUAAAUGUAAAUGAUGACGAGUGACAUAAAUUGAGAAAUUCUGUCACGUGAAACCGUAAUUUGGUUCAGCAUUCGGGAGAUCGAUACCUCAGUCCCGCAAGAACAGGUUGUCAAAAACUCGAGUGUGUGAAGGAAAAUCCGGUUGACAUUGUGUGGUUCCCCCUCAUCAGCAGUAGCAGCAGCAGCUGGGAACUGACGAGAAUGGAUUUUCGGAAAGCGAUAGUCCUUUUCCUAAUGGGAAUCUUUGCCAAAGCUUCCCUGGGGCUCCAGAGGUUCGCCGAGCAGCCAAAGUACACCGAGGUGAACCCCGGCCAGGAUGCACUGCUGGUGUGCAAAGUGAUUGACAAACGUGGCGUUUGCUCGUGGCAAAAGGACAACAAACCGGUGGGGAUCUACCCAAAGAAGUACGAAUGGGCCAGCCAGUACGGGCUUGGCCAGACGACGCACGUGGGCGGGGACUGCUCGCUGUGGGUCCGAGCCGCCCAGCUCGAGUUUGACGACGGGCUGUGGGAGUGUCAAGUCACGGCGAGUGACUUUACGACGCAGGAUGCGCUCACGAGUCAGCCUGUGCGAUUAGUUGUAAGAGUUCCACCACAACGACCCAGAUUGGAACACGAAGGUGUUCAUGUCCCUCCCGGGCACAACGUUACCGUAGAUUCCGGUGCGAUGGCCACCGUGAAAUGUGUCUCGCACUACGGAAACCCUCCAGCGCAGCUGAAGUGGUUUCUAGGUGACCAAGAAAUCACCCCGCUGCACCCGCAGACAAACUCGACUGAGCCGGAUAACCCUAGGACCUGGUCAGCGGCAACAGUGGUGCAGAUUCCUGCCAACAAGGACCGACAUGGUGCUAUUCUGAAGUGUCUGUCCAUCCACGAGUCCUAUUCCGCACGAUCGGUAGCAGUUGAAGCACGAUUAGAUGUUAAAUAUGCACCCACGAUAAGAAUGCUGGGAGCUCCCCAGAUCGACCUGGAGGAGGGUAAGGAUUCCCUCAUCCUACGAUGCACCGCUGAUGCCAACCCUACCGCCAGUAUCGUGUGGCGUCGGGCGGGUCGCUCGGAAAUAGCUAGUUUACAAGAAUCACUCCAGCUGAGGCCUGUGGGCAGACGCGAUGCCGGUCUGUACACGUGUCAGGCCCAGAACUCCGUUGGAACCUCGGAUACGUUAUCCGUUCAGUUAGAUGUUAAAUUUGCUCCUAAGAUACUGUCUGCCGGGCCGGAUCGAUUAACCACGGCGCCGCUGUUCAGUCCUGCUGCCUUCGAGUGUGUGGCGGAAGGAAACCCACAGCCCACGUACAAGUGGGUACAGAGAAUCUCAACACAGGGAAAACCAUUCCUCGACCGAGGACGAGAAUCAAGACUGGUAAUAGAUAACGUAACAUACGACUAUCAGGGCGAGUACGAGUGUCGUGCGACGAACUACAUCAACGGCCAGGAAAGAACGGCCACGUCCGACCCCAUCGCACUACAGGUGGUGGGCGCACCGCAGGUUCUGCGAACGUCAUCAUCGGCCACCGGCCAUUCCGUAUCGGUUCGGAAGGGCGAUUCGGCCACACUUUCGCUGAUUGUGUGCGCCGACCCUCGACCACGGCAUGUCGCCUGGGAAUGGGGCUCGUUGCGACUGGAAGCAGGUUCCGGCAUAGGUCGCUACAGAGUGGACGACGUAACGCAAGACUCCCGGGAGGACUGCUACCUGGUGACGUUGCACAUCGACGAUGCUGAUUUGCAGGACCAGCGGCCGUACUAUCUGGUGGUCGAGAACGAACGUGGCACCGACCGGCACGCAGUGAAUCUGCGCGUGGAGGGAAUGUUUUCCGUGGAGCCACUAGAAUUGAGUUACCUGCUCGGAAUCGCCGGAGGCUGUCUGGCGGCUUUUCUCAUCCUUAUUUGCCUCUGUAUCUAUGCGAUACGGACGAGAAAGUGUUGUUUCAGAAAUCGGAACAACUACAAAACGUCGGAAAAGGACAGCGAAAAAGCGGAUCUGAAAUCUCGAUCCGACAGUACGAGCGUUCCGCCGCUCGAUUCCAUCUAUACGACGCCGACCGGAUUCCAUCAUCAUCACAACGGAACUCCCGGAUCGCCGGAAGCAAUGAAGACAAUGCCCGUUCUUCGGACAUUCGGCAAUCAUGUAGCAUAGCGGGAUCGAAACCUGCCAGUCACGAGUGGUUGUAGUAGCAGUGAUAGUAAUCCUCACGAUAUCUACUACUAUCACCAUCAACAACACGAUCUUCACUUCCAACACAGUCUCGAUAGUGAACAUAAACACAAACACAAUCACUACGCCACCUAUCACUAUUCCUCUAAAUCUGGAGCCUCGAACCAUUCGAAAAAGUCAAAAGCCAAAAAUGAAAACCGAAAUGAGUACGAGUCUGCUCAGUACCACCACAACAAUAAUGCCAAAUCUAACCACAAGAGCAGAAAAUUGAGCUGCGAACUAACACCGGCCGAGAUUCAGAAUGUGCAAAAUUAUGAGAUAAAAAAGCAUAACAAAAGUAAAUCACAGUCACAAAUGCUGCUACUGCAAACACCUCCGCCCCCCUCGUUGCCCCCAAUCGAGUCCAUUCCCACCCAAAAGGCCCCCUCCCCGUCUUCCGGUUCCCGCCCACCAGCAGAUCCUUCGCCACCUCCUUUACCGCCACUGCUAGCCACAGCCAAUGCAAAUAAAUCACAACAACCACAGCAGCAACAUGCUAAAAAACACAGUCAGAAACAGCAGCAGCAACUUCAACCACCAUUAAAUAACACUGCUUUCAGUAAUAAUAACAACAGCAGCAGCAACAAUAAAAAUAGUUAGCUUCAAAACAAGCAGCAACAAUCAUGCAGCACUAGGAAAAAUGAAAAACAGAAACAGAAAAAGUAAACGAGAGAGAAAAAAAAAUACCACCACAGAAAAGGAAAGCAUUCCGACACUGCACACACAAAGCAUUGGUUUACACAGAUAUGCUAGGAGAGGCGAAAAGGCACAAUCACUUCCGUGUAACUAAAAAUUAAAAGCGUCAAAAAUGUGUAUGAAAUUUAUUUUUGUACCACUUUCUCUCCAUUUGAAAAGGACAAACAUUUUCACAGGAAAGCACAGAACACCCACCCAGUCAGACACACACAAACACAAAACAGUUUCACACAACGUUACACCGGUAAAGCACCCAGACUAGUGUAACAACAGGCGCUCAGAUUUCAUGCACUUUUUAUUACAACUUCGCCACCGAGUUUCACAGAGUUUUGAUUUCGUUUUCAAGCUAAUUUGUUUAACCUCAACUGAAAACACAUUAGCCGCGCAGUGUUCCUUUUUUUUCACACCACUUUUCAUCUAUCCCACCAUCACCAACCACCACUGCUUCUUUUUUCGUAGACUCGUGUAGAGAGGUAAAAUGUGUCGCUAAACAUGAAACCAUUCAACAGCGCGAGCUUUGGCACUUUUUCGUUUUGAAGCUGCUCAAACAUUUGAACACACGAAUACCUACAACACAUACCGUUUACAUUGCCACUUUACGAGUAAUUCAUGCUGGCGAGGCGAAGUUGACUUUAUAGCUGUCGGCCGCCAUUGCUAGUACCAACCACUAGUGUCUUCCUUUUAUCUACAAGGACUUCGCCGCCCUGGGCUCCUAAGUGUAUGAAAGUAUGGCACUCAUUCAUGCUGGGUUCAGUCAAUAAGUUGCGGCUCAUUUUAAGCCAUACUAAUAAAUGGGCUAGAGUGAUUUUCUUGUAUUAUUUAACAUUACACUACUUUACUCCUUCUUAAAAUAUGUUUUUGUCUGUGUUCUAUUAGUUAAGUGUUAUUCAGAUAAAUUAACUGCUUUGAAGGAAUUUGUUAACAAAUAUAACACAGCUCUUACGAAUUGAACACCCGGUGAAAAUGAAUCCUGACCAUGAUUCAUGCCUUUUAAAGAAAGAUUCAAAUUAUUCGCUCUACGACUCCUGCACCUGGACUGAGCUAACGACCCAACCCUCUAGGUUAGACCGGGGCCAACAUGUACUUCCCCGUCCGACGGAAGGCGUGGUCAGACAAAUCUCGUCUCGAAAAAUGCCACCGGGACCGUCUGGGAUCGAACCCAAGCCGACUGGGUGAGAGGCAACCACGCUUACCCCUACACCACGGUUUCCCGGAUAAAGAAAGAUUGUGGGGUCAAAUAACGAGCAGCCAUGCGUCUCCGCCGAAACGCAGAGCACAUUAGAGUUUAAAAUGUAUAAUAUGUGAGCAAUUCUCUACAAAACCGGCCGAUUUCGACCAUUUUUAUUUUUUAUAUUUUUUGAUUUGGCUCAAAAUUUGUGGGGGCCUUCCCUAUGACCAAAGAAGCCAUUUUGCAUCAUUAGUUUGUCCAUAUAAAUUUCCAUACAAAUUUGGCAGCUGUUCAUACAAAAAUGGUACGUAAAUAUUCGAAAAUCUGUAACUUUUGAAGGAUUUUUUUUAUCAAUUUGGUGUCUUCGGCAAAGUUGUAGGUAUUGUUAAGGACUAUUUAGAAAAAAAUAGGUACACGGAAAAAAAAAUUCCCGAUUUUUUUUAUUAACUUUUUUUUCACAAAAACUCAAAUUCCCAAAAUACGUAUUUUUUGAUUUUCGAGAUUUUUUAUAUGUUUUAGGGGACGAAAAUCCAUAACUUUUGAGCUAUAGAGAAACAUGGUCAAAAAAUCUGCCGCCGAGUUAUGAUUUUUUGAAAAACUGGUGAUUUUUGGAAAAAAUCGAAAUUUCAUACAUAAAAUUUUUUGACCUCAUUUUUUUAUGCAAAAUUGAAUUUGCAAUCGAAAAUUACUUUACAGAUUUUUUGAUAAAGGGCCCCGUUUUCAAGAUAUAGCCACCGAGAGAUUGAUUUCAGCGAAAUAUUUGCAGUUUUUCGAUUUUAAAAAAUAGUGACCAUGAGUGAUCAUUUCUGAAAAUAUUUUUUUUUGAAAAGUUCAGAAAAUUUGCUAUAAAAUUGUCUAAGAGACAUCGAAGAUUGGACCUCUGGUUGCUGAGAUACAGCGGCUUAAAGAAAAAGAAACAAGAAAAUUGAAAUUUUCUAAUUCUCACUCAAACAACCCUCCAUUUUCUAAUAUCUCAGCAACUAAUGGUACGAUUUUCAAUGUUAGUACAUGAAACAUUCGUGAAAUUUUCC
Molecule: messenger RNA, 6695 nt
Organism: Culex pipiens pallens (northern house mosquito)
Lineage: Eukaryota; Metazoa; Arthropoda; Insecta; Diptera; Culicidae
Product: hemicentin-2
Exons: 13
Coding region: 1812-3743 (643 amino acids)
Biological process (GO): cell-cell adhesion
Cellular component (GO): cell-cell junction
Molecular function (GO): cell adhesion molecule binding
Source: RefSeq, a predicted model, not a curated record